Ustilaginoidea virens is the source of this 1599-nucleotide messenger RNA. RefSeq lists its product as uncharacterized. Gene Ontology annotation, cellular component: membrane. The transcript has 3 exons. NCBI's taxonomy places the organism in Eukaryota, Fungi, Ascomycota, Sordariomycetes, Hypocreales, Clavicipitaceae. Gene Ontology annotation, molecular function: carbohydrate:proton symporter activity. The record is from RefSeq and is a predicted model, not a curated record. The coding region runs from base 1 to 1599 and encodes 532 amino acids. Gene Ontology annotation, biological process: carbohydrate transport; transmembrane transport.
AUGUCCAACACUGUCGAUAGGUCGGCAGACGACCGAAAGGACUCCAUCGCCCUUCGUACUGCUCCUGACGUCGAACACAUCGAGGCUCCUGACUCCGGUUACAUUAACGGUGUCCUGGGUUCCCAGAUCUUCAUUAAUGCCGUCGAAUACGUCGGUGCCCCGGAAGUCGAUGAAUCAAAGACUUCUUUGAUUGUCUCCAUCUUGUCAUGCGGAACCUUCUUUGGUGCUUUGAUUGCUGGUGACGUUGCUGACUGGAUCGGCCGCAAAUGGACCGUCAUUAUGGGUUGCGCCAUCUACGCGCUUGGCUGCGCCGUUCAGAUGAUCACCAGCCCCGAAUAUGCCCUGGGCCCUAUUGUUGCUGGUCGAGUCAUUGCUGGUCUUGGCGUCGGUUUCGAGUCUGCCAUUGUCAUUCUGUACAUGUCUGAAAUUUGUCCUCGCAAGGUCCGUGGUGCCCUUGUUGCCGGCUACCAAUUUUGCAUCACCAUUGGUAUCAUGUUGGCGUCCAUUGUUGUCUAUGGCGCCAAGGACUACGAUAACACGGGUGCCUACCGUGUUCCCAUUGCUAUUCAGUUUCCCUGGGCCUUGAUUCUCGGAAUCGGGUUGCUUUUCCUCCCCGACUCCCCGCGUUACUUUGUCAAGAAGGGGAAGAUCCAGAAUGCCAUCGACUCCCUCUCUCGAGUUCGUGGUCAGCCUCCAAAUUCCGAGUAUGUCCAGACAGAGCUGGCCGAGAUCAUUGCCAAUGAGGAGUAUGAGCGUGCUCUCAUUCCAUCAACCACCUGGUUUGGCAGCUGGGCCAAUUGUUUCAAGGGCAGUAUCUGGAGCGGCAAGUCCAACCUCCGUCGCACCAUUCUUGGUACUUCCCUGCAGAUGAUGCAGCAGUGGACUGGUGUCAACUUCAUCUUUUACUACUCGACCCCUUUCCUCAAGUCCACCGGUGCCAUCAGCAACAUAUUUCUGAUGUCUUUGAUUUUCACUCUUGUCAAUGUAUUAUCCACACCCUUAUCUUUCUGGACUGUCGAGAGAUUUGGUCGCCGCACCAUUCUCAUCGUCGGUGCUGCGGGUAUGCUCAUCUGUCAGUUCCUCGUGGCCAUUAUUGGUGUUACCGUUGGCUUCAACCACACUCACCCCGAUCCCGCGAACCCUGAAAAUCACUUGGCCGACAAUGUCCCGGCCGUCAACGCACAGAUUGCCUUCAUUUCCAUCUUCAUCUUCUGGUUUGCCUCCACGUGGGGUCCUGGUGCCUGGAUCGUCAUUGGCGAGAUUUUCCCUCUUCCCAUUCGAUCUCGUGGUGUUGCGCUCUCCACCGCCUCGAACUGGCUGUGGAACACCAUCAUUGCCGUCAUCACCCCAUACAUGGUUGGUGAAAAGCGCGGCAACCUGAGGUCAUCGGUAUUCUUCAUCUGGGGAGGUCUCUGCUCGUGCGCCUUUGUGUAUGCUUACUUCCUGAUUCCGGAAACCAAGGGUCUCUCUCUCGAGCAAGUCGACAAGAUGAUGGAAGAGACUACUCCUCGUACCUCGGCCAAGUGGAAACCCACCACUACUUUUUCCCAGACUGUUGGCACAGGCAACUACAUGGAGAAGCCUAUUGCUCAGGCGUAA